Nasonia vitripennis (jewel wasp) is the source of this 4016-nucleotide messenger RNA. RefSeq names its product mitochondrial genome maintenance exonuclease 1. Gene Ontology annotation, molecular function: single-stranded DNA exodeoxyribonuclease activity. Lineage: Eukaryota; Metazoa; Arthropoda; Insecta; Hymenoptera; Pteromalidae. The record is from RefSeq and is a predicted model, not a curated record. The coding region runs from base 234 to 1472 and encodes 412 amino acids. Gene Ontology annotation, cellular component: mitochondrion. The transcript has 4 exons. Gene Ontology annotation, biological process: mitochondrial DNA replication.
UCGUGCGCUCUAUACCUAUAUCGCCGACUCAGCUGAUAUUCAUUUCGUAUCUGUAUAUUUUGUAACUACGUCCAAUUCCGUGUGCCAUGAAUUGUCUUCGUUGUUGAAGCAAGUGAGGAUUAUCCUGCCGUGAAUAAAUUAUUCCACUUCUUUCUCCGAUGAGAUUCGUAGGUACCAAAUAAAUUCUGCAUUUACACCGCCGAUCGAAAGCUUCGUGCUCCAAAGUUGAGGUUAUGUUUCGUAAGAGCGCGCGCGAAUUCGCGCUACUGGCGCGCAUAAUCGAACAUUCAAAACGUGCCUCGCAACUGCAAACUCAAAGAAGCAAAACGAAUUCCAAAGCCGAAAAAAUGAAAGCCCUCAUGUACCAGGAGAAGAUGCUCUACGGCAAACUCGUGGAAACGAAGAAAGAAAAAUUGAAACGCGCGAAAAAGGGAAAUGAAGGAAAAAUACCUGAAGUUGAACCAUCGGAUAGUAGUAGUCAUCCAGAAUUGGCUUGGAUGCUGAAAAUGCAGAAUUCUGGAGUUUUAACGGGUUUGAAGAAAAUAACUCCGCCAAAGCCAAAGCCAACAGUGCCUUGGGAAGACCAAAGUGUUAGCACCAAUUUAGAAGUAAGCCGUGAUAAGCAAAGUGUACAAACGACUGACCAUGCGAAAAGAGAAUCAAGCUUGAAAGAAGACAGUGUAAAUAAGCAUGUUGCAAAGGAAAAACCCAUUGAAAGCAAAAAGAAUUCUUUGCUUUCGCUGACUGUGAUACAAAAAUUGUUGGAGUUCCCUAUUGUAGAAACUUAUAAGAGUCCUGACGAUAAGUGGUCCAGUGAUUUUAAAAUCAUGUCUUUAUCAGCGAUGGAAGAGAGGUCUUGCUUAAAGUAUCCCAGUGUAACUAGAAUCUUAUCAGCCACGAUGACAGAAGAGGCCAAGGCAGUGCUUGAAAGGUGGAAAAUGGGCAUGAUUGAAAAACUGGGUGAAAGUGGAUUCGAACUUUAUCAAGCAGAGCUUCUCUCGGAUGGAAAAAUGUUGCACUCGUCGAUAAUGAAUAGACUCACUGAUAAACCUUAUGAAGUACCUGAAAGAGUUAAAAAUGCAUUUAAAAGUCUCGACAAAGUACUUGAGAAUGUUGAAGGAGUCAGAGCAAUUGAAUCCCAUGUCAUUCAUCCAACGCUUCUGUACAGAGGAAUUGUAGACUGUGUUGCUGUUUAUAGGGGUAAUCUAUGCUGCAUCGAUUGGAAAAAAUCAGACAAAGCCAAGAACACUCUCGGUUCGACAUACGAUGCUCCUCUCCAACUUGCUUCUUAUAUCGGAGCUCUCAACGCUGAUCUCAAAUAUCCAUUCCAGAUAAAAAAAGGACUGAUCAUAGUCGCCUACACCAACGGUGAUCCAGCGACGGUCCACGAAGUCAGCGAAGAAUCGCUACAGCUCUACUGGCGUUUGUGGCUGCAGAGACUCCAGGAAUACCAUAUUGCCUUGAAUACGUGAUUCGACAAAGUGUCAUACAAGCGCAAAAGAAUUAAUUUCGUUAGAGCUUCGCGCGCGGGCGCUAGUAAAGUUCAAAGUACAGCUCUCGAGCAAAGUUUUUCAUUUCCGUGGUUGUUACUCGUUCGCUCUCGAUAUUGGAAAAUUUUUCUUGCAUACUGAAUUACGGGACACCGAAGACGUAGUUUCGUCCGGCUCUCUCACACCGUCGUAAAAAGAAACGGCGCGCGAGCGAGACUUUUUCAGCAAGGGCAAGAGAGAAAAACUCGCAAACGCGAUAAGCCGUCUCAUUGCCGACCGGAAGUUUCCUUUGCUUCUCUCUCAGCUCUCUCUCUCACUCUCUCUCUCUCUCCCUCUCUCUCUCUCUCUCUCUCUGGGACUCGCGGAUAUUCUGCAGAGAGGAAUUGAAUAUCAGAGGCUCUAAUAAAGCCUAGCAGCAACUCAUCCAUACAUCUCGCACGUCGCGCAAACUUUCGACAUGAAGAGAGAGAGAGAGAAGGAAGAAAAGAAAACAAGGAAAUUUCGUAUAAUUAAACUCAGAACUUUAUACCGCCUCCGGUCCGAAGAAUAAACAGCGGGCAAUUCCGCUGAUUAAACCGCGUGAUAUUUCAUGACGCGAAUUUCGCUGCAGCAGCGCGAAACCCUCCCCGUUCUCUCACUCGGAUGAAAAUCGAUGUCUCUUCUCUCUUUUCGUUCGCUCUCCGCAGCUCGUAUAUGUACGAACACACGUCUGCAGCCGCGCUUAUCGUUGCUCUCUGGCUUUUUUCUCGCAGCUGACGCCGAGACUCUCUCUCUCUCUCUCGCGCGCGGAUAUAACCGAUUGAAGCUCGGCCGGAAAAAAGGGGCCCGCGGGCGGAAAUCUGCCGAUGCGAAUGCUGAUUCGGUCCGGGCGAGAUGAGCUACGGUACACCUACACUCUCGCACACACGUUAUACGUACUCGGAAUAAGGGAAAAAGCCGUGUGUAUGACGCGCGGCUCUCUGCCUAUACAAAGUGAGUAGUGGUAAUAAAAAGGAGAAGGAAAAGCGUCGCCUCGUAAAAAAGAGCUGCCGCGUGAGUAAGACUGGCGAGACUCGGAUUCCAAGAGAUAAAACCUCGAUGCGAGUAGACGAUUAUAGGGGGGAGUGUCGAGAAAUUGCGCCAUACUCGUAUAUUUAUAGUGUGUGUGUGCGUGUAUGUGGCGCCAGGUAGAGAAAAGUAAUGAUCGGAUUUCCGGCUGCUGCUGAGCUUAGAGGGAAAGUUUAAAGCUGCGAAUAGUCUCGAUGUAAGGUUGAUACAUUUUUUUUCUUUAUGUUCGCUGGGGUAUUACUCUUCAUUACGGGCUUUCAUUUAUCAGGUUUAUUAUUAUAACUACGCGUUACCGCUUCUAAAGGCUGUGUACACUAAUCCAACUUGUUCAGCUAGUAUGCGAUUAAACGAGAUUUUAAUCCGCUUAAAUUCUCAUUAACUUUUGUAAAGCAAAUGUAUACAUCAACGCGCGUACAUCGACUCUCCGUAAAACGAAUUAAAUCACGGGAAAAUCAGUUUGACAAUUCAAUCGCGGCUCGUUAUACGAAAUUCCUCGGACGAAUCGACUCCGCACGCACACACACAUCUCUCCUAGGCCAAAUAAAAAAGCGUCGGCAGCAGCCCCUCAUCGUAAAAACGAGGCUCGAAUUCGCAUCUCCUAUAGCCAACUACGCUACAUAUAGCAAUUAUAACUUUGGCAGUGCGAGAGAGAGAGAGAGAGAGAGAGAGAGAGAGAGCUGGAAAGUAACGCAUCACGCGAAGAGUACAGAGAGAGGGUAUAACGUCCCUCGACGCACUCGGCCCUCCACAGCAGCCCUUGGGGACCGUAAACUAAUGGCGCGCGGGGAGAGCCGUGUGUGUGUGUGUGUGGUAUAUAGUACGCACUAUAUACGUUCUACGUUAUUCGGCGUUAUCUCCCGGCACUUUCCCUUACGAGACGCGCACCUGCGCGAAAUUCAACGCCGUAUACAUGCUAACCACCGCGCACGCGUGUACUUUAUUAGCGAGCAUCAGUUAUUCCAGCUGUACUGUGUAUGUGUAUGUGUGAGUGGCUGAGUGUGUCCUGCGUAAUGCGGGGGAGUGAGCGCGGAGAUGUCGGUUAAUUUUUCAAGACGCGUUUAGCGAGAGCGUCAAGACGAGACGAGAGAGCAGUCGUUUGGACGUAGUUCCGCCGCGUUUAUGUACUCGGGUGUACACAGGAUGAGAGGCGAGGAUGUGAUAGCAGCUCGUGAAGGAGCUGUGGGUUUAAUGAUUUGGCGGCGCUUUUCGGGGGAGAGCUGAAAAUUGCGCGCGAAGGUCGUAUUUUUCAUUAGUUUUCAGAGGAAAACCUUUUGAUUUUAGUUUCAGUCGAUCGAGCCUAUAGCUCUCUUAUAAUAAUAGCCGCAAUCUCCGAGCGCAAUCCAUCGAUUGCGGUUUAUUCACUCCUAUAUAUACUGUCAUAGCUGGAUAUAAUGCAGCUCGGCGAAUCGAAACUUUGUUACAUCCACAUGUCUUCUCACUCUGCAUAAAUAAACAAACACACAAACUUGACCAAGAUUA